GGCAAGCAGGUCCAGCGCAACGCGGCCAACGCCCGCGAGAGGGCCCGCAUGCGGGUGCUGAGCAAAGCCUUCUCCCGCCUCAAGACCACCUUGCCCUGGGUGCCGCCGGACACCAAGCUCUCCAAGCUGGACACCCUCCGUCUGGCCUCCAGCUAUACUUGGCCCUUCAUGGUUGCUGGCAAACCAGAGAAUGAGUUGAAAGAAGCAGUGAACACAACACGGUUGUGUGGCCCGACAGCAUCCUGACCCAGGAUUUUCAUGCAUGGGAAAACCAGGGAGCUGCAUAUAUGUGAGAAGGUGUUUCUGCACACAUAACAUACAUGCAUUUACAUAUGAAUGGUGUGAGUGGGGAGUUAAAGACGGUGAGGACAAGACGGCUUCCCCAUGAAGGAACCCUAAAAUUGAAAAGAAGACCAAAUGCACUGUGCCAAAGGGGAAAGGGAAGAACCUCAGCAAUCUAGCAUCCCGAAGAGUGUAUAUUUAACUUUAUUAAAUUGUGUAUAUUUGACUGUCCUGCAACAAUGCCUUGCUGGUUCAAGAGCGGUUCUCUGGAUGCCACCAGACUUUGGCCUGUCUUUUUGUAGCCCACCUUGUGAAAGACGGCGAUUCCUAGAAUCAAUUAUUUUAAUAGGCACAUCUCUCCAGCACAAUUUGUAUUGAAGAUAUUCUAUAGAUAUAUUUUUCUUUAAAACUGGUUUUGUGAUACUUUUUGUGAAUAAUAAUAAAAUAUCCUAAAUAGGAAAACGAACAAACGUAUCAUGCACACAAAGUGGUGUGGGUCUCAUUUGAUUUGGAUUAUUAUUUAUUUAAUUUUCACUGAGCAAGACUAUAUUAUUGGGUCACCUACAAAGCUUAAAACAACACCGUGUGUCAUGAUGUGAUACGGUUUGACCCCAGCUUCUGAGAUGUUUAUUUUCCUAAUUAAGAAGACGUAGACCAUGUCCAUUGGAGGGAGGGUCGGUAGUUUAGAGGGCUCAAAAAGCAGCAUGUAGGUAGAUGCUGAGAAAAAGGGCUUUGGAGUAUAUGAUAGAAAACUGGGAAUUGAACGUACAAUGAAAUGAGUAGCAGAAUUCAAUAUUUAGUGAAAUUCACAGCCCACUCUGCAAAUUAAUUAGAGAAACUCAACAUUAAAACAUUUUUAUUUCUAACGGUAAAACGUUUUAGUCUACAACGUAGGUGAUUUGGAAUUAUGGUUAGGGUACGGAGAGCAACCUGUUUUAAUUGCCUUUAUAGGCCAUAUUCAUAGCUGUUGUAAG
Molecule: messenger RNA, 1256 nt
Organism: Pogona vitticeps (central bearded dragon)
Lineage: Eukaryota; Metazoa; Chordata; Lepidosauria; Squamata; Agamidae
Source: RefSeq, a predicted model, not a curated record